Molecule: messenger RNA, 998 nt
Organism: Andrographis paniculata
Lineage: Eukaryota; Viridiplantae; Streptophyta; Magnoliopsida; Lamiales; Acanthaceae
Product: transcription repressor OFP8-like
Exons: 1
Coding region: 86-637 (183 amino acids)
Biological process (GO): negative regulation of DNA-templated transcription
Source: RefSeq, a predicted model, not a curated record
UUUGGCUUAUCGUUUUCUGAACUUCUUUCAGAGAUACAAAUCCUCUUCGCCAUAACCGCCGCAGCUCCGCCACCACCACCACCAUAUGACGCCGAGAACGAUAGUGAAAUUCAAAGGCGUAUUCGCCGGAAACGGCGGAUGCGGAUGCGAUUCCACGGCGGCGACAGACAUAAUCGAACCAACGCCUAAGUCCAGAAACUUCUCCGAUCGGAAUCUUGUCGCCGCCGCAAACGGUCCAUCCUCAUCGGAAAGCUCCUGGAUGAGAAACGGCGGCAAGGAUUCCGCCGUCGACGAUGAGGACUACUCCUCCUCCACGACCUUCUCCGUCACUUCCGGCGGCGGCGGCGGCCACCGCUGCACGCCGGAGCACGUCGACGACCACGCCGAAACAAUCAUCCACUCCUACCGGAAAAUCCACGGCAGCCUCGCCGUCGUCAAGGAUUCCGACGAUCCGUACAAUGAUUUCCGGCAAUCGAUGCUCCAAAUGAUCUUGGAGAACAGAAUCUACUCGAGAAACAGUCUCCGGCAGCUUCUCCACUGUUUUCUGCAGCUCAAUUCGGCGCAGCACCACGAGAUAAUUAUCCGAGCGUUCAUGGAGAUAUGGAACGGAGGUGUCGCCGCCGAGAGCGGCGCGUGACGGCGACGGCGACGGUGACGUGGAUGGCGACGCGUGGGGCGGAAUUGGGAAUUGCAUGUGAGGACAUUAAAUUGUGAAAAUUACAGUAUAAUUAAUUAGGGAGGAAAAUUUAGGGCUUGAGAUUGAAUGCAAAGGCGAAAUUAACUUCCAAAAAUAGUUAUAUAUUAUUAGCUGUAGUGUAGUGAAGUUGUAAAUAAAUAGUAUUGUAUUUAUUAUGUAUUUGUUUCCUUUUUCUUGAAAAAACCUUUUGGAUCCAGAAAAUUACUGUAAAUAUAUAAACAAAACUCCUUCCUUUUUCUCACGAUAUAUGUAAUAGGAGUAAUUUUUAUUUUGAUAUGUACAAUAUUGUUACGGAAAUUCC